Rasamsonia emersonii CBS 393.64 is the source of this 1482-nucleotide messenger RNA. RefSeq lists its product as uncharacterized. Gene Ontology annotation, biological process: double-strand break repair. Bases 1 to 1482 code for a protein of 493 amino acids. Gene Ontology annotation, cellular component: nucleus; site of double-strand break. The transcript has 2 exons. Lineage: Eukaryota; Fungi; Ascomycota; Eurotiomycetes; Eurotiales; Trichocomaceae. The record is from RefSeq and is a predicted model, not a curated record.
AUGUCUCUCCCAUCCUCGUCGAUCGCUCGCAGCACCCCCAGCGGGGUCCCUCCGACCCAGAACACGGCGCCCGUGCUCAAGUUCCGAUGCCUGUUCAGCCACGACCUGAGACGCAAGGCCAAGCGCUGGCACGAUGGCUUCCUCCGCUUCCACACGUUCAACAAACGCGUCAUGGUCUACGACGACCUGGGCAACUUCAUCGGAGACCACCACUGGCGGGAGAGCGGCGAGAUCCAGGACGGCGAUGAGCUGGAGCUCGACAAGGGCGUCCUGGUCCAGGUGGGAGAGUGCAUGGAGAAGACCCAGAACGACAUCUCCGCCUUGUUCGAGAAGCGAAAGGCCAGCCAGGAGUCCCCGACCCAGCAGAAGCCUACCGUGCCGUCGUCAUCUCGGGCUUCGAUGAGCUCCCAGGGCACGCCGCUCAAGUCGCUGAACGAUGUCCUGGGGAUCAAGAGACCGCCAAUCGGUCGAUCGGUCACCCGUCAAUCGCCAUACGAGCAACGCCACCAGCAAUCUCACAAGCCUGACAAUGCAGAGGGCGACAGGCCUGCGAAACGACAGAGACAAGAGCCGGGGGAGGUGCUACGGCGGAAGAGCACGAAUGAGCCGUUACGUCGACCGCCAGUCAUCGAUCUGGAGAAGUCGCCAAGUCGUGAGAUACGUGAGGAGACAUUCCCUGGUAGGCAUGCAGAUAAAGCAGGCAGUGCCUCGAGGAUCCCACCGGCGCCCUCGAUUCCAGCUCAGGGUCAGUCUGGGAAGCAGACUGAGAGUACCACACGCCCAUCAACCGUCAAACCCGCCAGUGAUACCCGACCAGACAAGGCAGAACCGCCUCUCAACCCGCUACGGAUAGUCAACGAGAAGCCGCGGCAGAAGUUGAUGUACCGGGCCCUCCUGCCACCUAAGGCUUCGAAUAAAGCCAAAUCGACAGAGACGUCUCAGACGCGGCAGUUGACGGAGACGACCGCGGCGGGAAAAGGUACUGCCUCUGCUGCGGGCAGACCGCCAAAGGAGUCACCAUCACAAGAUCAGAAAAAGACACUCUAUGACAUACCGUCGCAUUCAGCAGUGUUUGGGUCUUCCGAUCCCGAGUCUGAAAUGGAAUUGGGCCAGCCGCUCCAACAGGAGAGCGUUUCCCAUGCAGCAGCAGCAGCAGCAGCAAAGAGGACAGCACCACUCGCUCGAAGUAGCUCUGAUGUAGCUGCCACGAUCCGAGAGACACGACCGGCCGCGAACCCAGCAGACGCCGUCAAGCGAACCGAGCCCAAGAUAUUCCGCAAAUCGCUAUCCGACACAACCGCACUGCAAAAUACACACGACAACAAUCGUCAUAAUCAGCAGCAGCAGCAACCUCGCCCCGUGGCCACGAAAGCAGCACCAGCGAGGCAAUUGUCGCAUGACGACGGAGAACAAGGACCCUGGACAUCCGAGGCAUUAGAUUUCUUUGACUGGUGGCCUCCCGACCGGCCGAAGCCGGCAUGA